CUGCUUUGCUGAGGACUGAUGAGGCUCUGGCUCUGGAUCCACCAAGACUAGAUAUGCAGUUUUCUUUUCUUGUUGAGACAAUAAAUUAGGCUUACUCUCCAAAACCUUCUAAGCCACCACCGAGCCACCUUAGUCAUCAUGGCAACUCGCUGGAGCAGUGAGUUCAUUAUUGCUGAGCAUCGCGACUUACAGGCGAGUGCGAUGGCAGUGGAUUCUACAGGCUCAUUUGUUCUUCUGGCUGGGAGAAGAUUUUUAGGACUAAAAAAACUGGAUGACUCUUCAGAUGUGUUGCGUAAAUUCCCGAGACAAAGCAAAUAUGAAGUUGGAACUGCAGAAUGGAACCCUAAUCACCAGGAGAAGGAGCUUUGCGCGAUAUCUAGCAACCAGAGGGUGGAGGUGUACAAGCUGGGAGGCACUGAUCUGACCCAGCUGCACACCCUCAACAAUCACACCAGAGUAGUAACAGACCUAGACUGGCACAGGUCCAGCCCGGAGCUACUGGCCAGCUGCUCUAUAGACACCUACACUCACGUGUGGGACCUGCGUGACCCUCGGCGUCCUGCUGUCUCACUCUCCUCUGUUGCGGGGGCAAACCAGGUGCGGUGGAAUCGCUUGUCUCGCUACUUGCUUGCGACGGCUCACAAUGGCGACAUACGUUUGUGGGAUCAGAGGAAGGGCACGGCUCCAGUACAAUACAUCACUGCGCAUCUAGCUAAUAUCCAUAGUCUGGACUGGAGUCAGACUCAUGAGAAUCAGCUGGCCACUGCCAGUCAGGACUGUACGGUCAAGUUCUUUGACACCACCAAUCCUCGGAGAGCAGAAAACAUAAUCACGGCCUCGGCUCCAGUUUGGAGGGCACGCUAUACACCAUUUGGUGAUGGUCUUCUGAUGGUGGUGGUCCCCCCUAUGAGGAGAGGAGAGAACAGUCUUCUGUUGUGGAACCUGUCCAAUCUCACAGCUCCUGUCCACACAUUCGUGGGCCACACCGACACAGUGCUGGAAUGUGAGUGGCGGAGACACAAAGAUGAAUCUUCUGACUAUCAACUAAUCACAUGGUCCAAAGAUCAGACCUUGCGUAUUUGGCAAAUCGAGCCAUUCCUGCAGAAGUUGUGUGGACACGAUCCUGAUGGUGACACAGCCACUAAUGUAGAUAUCCUCACUACUACAUCUGCUCUGGAAAGUGAAGGAGAGAGUGAGGUUAUGUUGGACACAGCCAGUUCUACAUUGUCUAACUCAUCUUCCUCCCAGGAUCUCCAGACAACUCCUGCGUCCCAGCCCAAGACUCUGCAGCAGGAGUUCUCAUUGGUCAAUGUCAACUCUCGUAACAUUACGUUUGACAAGAUGGAUGUGGUACGUCGUACCUGCUCAGCCAAGAUUUCUGUAGGCAGCCACAUAGUAUACCUCCUGAUAACUUUCCCCCCUAACUACCCGUAUGGCAGCGCCCCUGCGUUCCAGUUUGCAUCAGGAUCCAACGUAGACAUUGUGGUGAAGACAAAGUUACUGAAGGUGAUGAAACACACAGCGCAGCAGAGAGUGCACAGGAACAGAUCAUGUCUAGAUCCUUGCCUUCGCCAAGCAGUGGCCACCUUGGAACAGAUCUCUGCCAAUGAGGAAGUAGACAAGAACAGGCUGCAGAUCUCUCCAGUGUCUUUGGUUGAUCAUUCCUCCAUAUUUACUGGAUAUCAAGAUGCUUCGAUACCAUACCCGAGGACUUCUGGGGCAAAGUUUUGCAAUGUUGGAUUGCUGGUAACAUUCUGCAAGAGUGGCUCUGUGCGGAGGUUGGCUGGUAGAACGGAGGCAGUUACUCCCAGAAGUCUUUCAGCAUUGCCAGAGCCUGUGUUGUCUGUCUCCUCGUCUUACUACUUCCACGACAGGCCUAGCCAAGUACGGCCUAGAGUAGGAGGUAAUCUGUCUCGACGGCCACAACUCCGCAGCAACAAAGCUCUCGUCAUUGUCUACGACGCUUCUCAACUGUUCUUUGUUCAGCGAAAUCUUGCUGAAAACUAUAUAUUUGACUGGGCCAAUGUCCCUGGGAUGUGCCAUCACAACGCCAUGGUGGCCGCUAGUGUGGGAAGGAGAGAUCUGGUACAGGCUUGGUCAUUGGCAGCUCUAGCGACCACCGACCCUUCCAACGACCGGGAUGACGACUUCCCCUGGCACGCUCAUCCCUUCUCACGCAACAUGCUGCAGUCCAUAAUCUGGCACUUUGCAAAGCAGUACGACAUUCAGAUGGCAGCCAUGUUGAGUUGUGCUCUCAGUUCUAGGCUGGAAGGUCAGGCCGGCUACAAGAACAAACAUCUCAACAAAGCCACCAAUAACACUCGGGUGGCUAAUGGGAAGUGGUGGAUCAAGCCAGGUGGAUCUCCCUACCACACCAUACACCAGGUAGACACGUCAGUGCAGGGAUGGAACUUCUCCGUUCUCAAACAGAACCGUUCCAACUCCUGGUCAGAGUCUCUGGACGACUGUCGUCUCUCCAACAUCGUGGAGCACUUCUCUGUCCACACUGAGAUAGAUCGGUCACUUGAAGUUGAUGAAGCUAACACACACUUGUACGAUGAGUACAAACAAGCCUACGCAGAGAUACUAUACAGGUGGCGUUUGUUGGAUGCAAGAGCUCAGGUGCUGAAGUUCAUGUCUGCCAUGCCCGAGCCACACAGAGGGAUUGAGCCCAAGGUGGACUGUCAACAUUGUCGCAAAUCAGGUCUAGAGGCUAACUGCACAAACUGUAAAAAGCCUGCCUUGCAGUGUGUCAUCUGUCACCUGUCUGUCAGAGGAUCCAUGAGUAGCUGUCUAGUGUGUGGCCAUGGUGGACAUCUCCGUCACAUGCAGGAGUGGUUCAAGACAGAGAGUGUGUGUCCGAGUGGCUGCGGAUGUCAUUGCAUCAUAGAGUCCGCCAGUGUGGUGGAGCCUUAAGAGUCCUAACAAGACUAGUUGAUCUCCUUGGAACAUUGACUUUCGGAUACUGUAAUAGACAUUCUAUCUAUAUAGACCGACUUAAAUUUAGUGUUUAUUAAGAAAAAAAUAGUUGAAUGAGCCACUCAACCGCAAGUGUCAAACAUAGUGUUACUGUGAAGGCUUCAACUUUAACAAAAUUUAUCAAGUUGUAUCCAAAGUCUAAGAUAGACUCCCUCUCAUUUGGACCUGUUAGAAUCUGACAACAUAACAUCGGAUACUGAAGUAGACUUCCUAUCUAUAGGCUGUGGAGUAGCUGUAGCCAUUUUUUUAAAUUAAAAACAAACGUAGUUGUGUGAGCCAGUCACCGAAUGUGCUAGUGUCCAAAAUUCUAUUUUAUUAAAAGAUAAUGUGUCAACUUGACCACUUUUGCACUUUCGCCAAUGUGUCCAUAACCUCAAAAACAUUCAAUUUACAACCUUUUUUUACAGUUGUUAUUUAUUUAUCUAAUCGGUAGAGUACUGGGGUGUGGUUUUUCAACGUAUCCAUUGUAUUAUUUGUUUACUAUCUUCGGCGAUCAGACUUUUAGGGAGUUUGCCAUAUAGGGAAUAAUCGAUUACCGUAGAUCUCAUGGUAAGACCUAGAUCCUUUACUUUUUCGUUUGAGGUCGCUAGAGCCCCCGUUCAAAUUCAUAUACAUGUGUCCGUUAGCGUGAUAACUCGAGCAAAAAUGAUUUGAUUAAAUUUAGUACAAACAUGUAAACCUCCAUUUAUUUGAAUUAGUUCUCAAACCAGCACGAUCAAACUAUGGGAAGGGGACUUUGUGGGUUUAAAAUUGGUCUACCCCAUUUUUUACUCUAAAAACUUAAAAUUUCACAAUUUCUUUCCAAACCAUUUUGUAGAGCUUAAAAAAGAAAUAUUCUUGUAUAUUGAAGCGUUGUUGUAUGCCCAACGAUUCCGGAGAUAAAAAAUUAUAAAUUAAGAAAUUCCCAUGUUAUUCUUAUGGAGAAUAAAUAAACUGUUGUAAUUUGUUUGUUUAUGGAUAUAUUUUAAUAAAAUUUGGCAAUUUUAUUGAUUUCAUACUAAGCUAUCAACAU
Macrosteles quadrilineatus (aster leafhopper) is the source of this 3991-nucleotide messenger RNA. Its product is annotated as GATOR complex protein WDR59-like. The coding region runs from base 139 to 2916 and encodes 925 amino acids. NCBI's taxonomy places the organism in Eukaryota, Metazoa, Arthropoda, Insecta, Hemiptera, Cicadellidae. Gene Ontology annotation, molecular function: protein binding. The transcript is spliced from 22 exons. The record is from RefSeq and is a predicted model, not a curated record.